AGGCACGCUCAAUACAAGAGCCAUUAAAUAUUCUCUCCUUUGAUUUUGACUGAUCAGAAGUAAACAAAAAAAUUAAAAAAAUCGAAAAGUCAAGCCUGCUCACGCCCCGAUGGGCCACAGAGAAACAUCCCCACUCCUCCGGGUGGGCGGAGGAGUGGGCCGGCCGCUCGCAGUAGCGCGCCGUCCUUCCCUCGCCUUUUAACCAUAGAUCUGGUCCAGCUCAGAUCAGUUCGGAGAAGAGCCGCUGUCGGUCCGUUGUCUUCUGGAUAUUUUAGUCGAGUCCGCGUCUUUCUGUAGUGUGACAUCCGGAAAACGCGCUUGAAACUCUACGUUUCAGCUUUUCCGUAAUCCUCUCUCGCCGAGGCCAUGUUUUCCAAGGCCACUGCCAACUUCGUCCGUCAGGUUGAUCCGGAGGGAAGCCUCAUCCAUGUGUCCCGAGUUAACGACUCCCACAAGCUGCUCCCCAUGGCAGUUGUAGUCAAGCGCAACCGCCUCUGGCCGUGGCAGAGGCCCAAGUACCAGCCGACUGAUUUCACCCUAGGCGAUCUGCUGCAGGGCGACGAGGUGCUCCGACCCGGAGUUUCUGAGGCAGAAUUCCUGACCUACAAGGGGACGUACCGGGACGAUCGCUCCGGGAAGCUGGACACCGAGGCCGGUCCCGUCAACGUCAGUCUGGAGGGACUGGGUGCGUCCAAGCUGGAGUCGUGUUUCGGAAAGCUGAAGAAAGAGGAGCUGGAUGUCAAGAAGCUGUUGAAGGACUCUGAAAGCAGGUUAGUGGACAUGCAGCACAUCCUGGUGCAGCAACUGGAGAAGCACGCCGAGGUUCUGACGGUGGUGACGGAGCGCAUCCUCACCACCAACUCGUGCUCCGUCACCAUGACGAAGAAGCAGCAGUGCACCUUUCAGGGCGUGUUGGGCCUGAUGGGCCUGCUGGGGGGCUCCGUGAAGGUGGUUUUAAAGGAUGUGAACAAUAUUGAGGUGGACAGCGACGUUUCCUUGGAGAUUCCCUCUGGCACCGUCAUCGCGUACAGCAUAAAGGAGCUGAAGAUCGAAAAGGACGGACACCAAGAAAUAUGCCUGCGACCCAGCGCUAUCGGAGGUUUCCAGAGCGACUCCAUCCCGUUCGAUGGUUCCUUGGACACAGUGGACGACAGUUUGGACGGGCCCCGGGCUCGGGAAGAUGCUCCUUUCACCGUUUUUCACAGCGGAUGGUCGGACAUGGACCUUUCUCCUCUGGCAGACCUCCCCGGGUCUACUCGAUGUGAGUUGAUGGACAAGCUCCGAGAGGCUCUUCGGGACAGAUUUUCUCUGUCCUACCUACAGAGUGAGCUGGAGAAGUUGUGUGAUUGUGAAACAGCGGAGACUCCCAUUAUUGGUGACAAGGAGACAAUUCCUACAGGUUCAUGUGUCCCUGAAUGCGUCCCGACUGGCUUCUCUUCACACCUACCCUCAGUUUACCUGCUGGUCAGUGCCAUGGAAGAGCUGCCUGAUGAGACGCUGAACAUUUUGAGCAACAGUCGACCUGAUUUUCUGUCAGCGGUUGAUGUGCUGAUGCGCGGGUUAAAGGAGAGCGGUGGGAGUCUGUCCAUCCCGUCCCUUCCCGCACCGCUGCAGGACAACCAGGUCUUCCAACAGGCAGAGCAGCUGCUGGGCUCCAUCAGAGUGACGCUGAGGAGGGACGCCGAUCAGCUCCGGGUGGAGAUGGGAAACACGGACGGGGCUCUGGCUCUGCUCCUCAGCCUCAGCGUACACGGCCUGGCCUUGCUCUGCACCGGCGUGCAUUAGUUUACGGCAUCUGCGUCUUUGUUGUUACUUUCUUUAUGGAGCACAUUUAUCUUAUAUAAGCUUUUCAUGUUCCAGUGCUCGACUUCGCCAUAUUAUCUUUACUCAGUUUUCUAAUCUGUUAUUUAUCCCAUAUACAUAUAUUAUUAUUUAAAUAAACUGUUUAUAUUUUUGUACAAGAAAUGAUGAGUCUGGAUGGAGGUUUUGAGUUUUGAGCAUCAGUCACAAUUUACCGUCGAUCCAGUUGUUUCUGUGUCCAGUUUUAGCUCACAGUAACUAUUAUCCUCAGUUAUUGGUAAAUCCCAGAAAGCUUUUUGUAUUUCAGUAAAUACACGUUGACUAAAAGUUAAUGUGGGAUUCGUCAUAGUUUGAACAGAAUUUGAGAAUUGAUUAUUUUCUGACAAAACACAAGAUGGUGAAGCUUUAAGCAGUUUGUUUUGUCUUGUCAGGAACUUUGGCUCAAAAGAUGCUGUCCUUUUGAAGUUCUUCUCUUUUUAAAAAGAAAAAUCUAGUUUUAUAUUAAUCACCACAGGUAUAUAUAUAUAUAUAUAUAUAUAUAUAUAUAUAUAUAUAUAUAUAUAUAUAUAUAUAUAUAUAUACAUACAUACAUUUUUCACAUUCCCUGAAUUACUGGUAUUACACCAUAAAAAGCUACAGAGUCUAUUUUGGUUAUUUCCUUUGCCAUAAGCUAAAAGCAAGGUCAUUCUUUAAUGUUUAGUGAAAUAUAAUUACAUUGCCUGAAGACUUUUUAAAAGUUUCCUUUUAUCGCAAAUGUACCACUGUUUUAGUGUUUCUAGUACAAUACAUAUAGUUUUAAAAUGUGGAAGACUGUUUUGUUUUCUUUUUUGGACGCUGGUUAUUUAUUUUUGUCUUUUAUGUUUUGUUUUACAAAAUGUGUAGGUUUAAAGUGUUUAGUGUAUUUGGUUUUAUGGCAAGAAUCUAAAAAUUCUUGCAGUUGUGAUGCACCAAAUCGUGCGGUGUUGGACCCAGCAGAUCGUGUGUUGAAGCUGCCACAAUAAUAGACCAAGGGUGAUAUGUUGAAAAGGAUUAUGUGAUGUAGUGAGAAGGAACUUUGCUGGAAGGAAGUGGUAGUUCUUUAGUUCUUCAUUCACCAAAUCACACAAUAAUCCUGUUAUUAAUACUAUACAUUGUUCAUUGUGUAACCUGUAUUGAAUAAAGCUUGUUCAGGUACAUCA
This is a messenger RNA of Xiphophorus hellerii (green swordtail), 2978 nucleotides long. Its product is annotated as gasdermin-E-like. The transcript has 10 exons. The coding region runs from base 367 to 1785 and encodes 472 amino acids. Gene Ontology annotation, cellular component: cytoplasm. Lineage: Eukaryota; Metazoa; Chordata; Actinopteri; Cyprinodontiformes; Poeciliidae. Gene Ontology annotation, biological process: programmed cell death. The record is from RefSeq and is a predicted model, not a curated record.